AUCUGUACGACCUGAAACCUGAACAAUCUGUACGACAUGUUUGACGGUUAACCCUUGCGAGUAACAACAGCGCAACAACCAUUGAAAUAAAUGUGUUGAAAAUAUCCGUUCGUGAAGGCAUAAUUGUGUUUGAAUAAAAUGUAAACAAACUACACGAACAUGCGAGAUUUUCAGACACCGAGUUGCGUCACCUGGCGUACUCUGACAUUCUGGGGUAUAAGUCUGGCUGCACUGAGAUGGUCCGCGUCGGCGGGGGAGGAUACUCGUGUCCCGCUGAAGAUCUCCUUCCUCACUUCCGCCGGCGACUCUCAAGGAUCCAAGACAUUCGCCGGUGCGUUCUUUAGUGCCCUUGACUUUGUGAACCAGAACAAGUCGAUGCUGCCCGGAUAUCGACUGGAAUGCCUUUUUAACGACACAGACCGGAGCUCCCUGAACGCCAUCAACGCGAUGACGUCACACUACCGGAACGAGAUUAUCGCGUUCAUCGGGCCUGACGAGUCGUGUCACUGUGAGUCGACGGUGGCGGCGGCAUGGAACCUUCCCAUGAUCGGAUACAAAUGCCACGACGCAAAGAGCUGGAGUGAAGAAAACAUGCAGACACGGCGGACAUUCGCAACAACCCAGCCCUCCACAGCCAAGGUGUCCAAGUCUAUACUCGCCAUCCUGCAGUACUACCAAUGGAACAGAGUGACCUUGGUGGUGGGUGCAAGCUCAAUCUGGAACAAGACAGCAGAUAGCCUGAAGACGCUCAUGAAGGACCACAACAUCCGAUUACAUGGCGCCAUAUAUUUCCCGGAACCUUACGCCUCCGGCGAGGAAAUGUAUGACAUUGUUGAAAAGUCGUACCGAGUGACGCGCAUCUACGUGUUUCUGGGUGACCACCACGGCCUGAUCGACUUCAGUCGUCUGCUAAAGGCGCACGUGGAGGACCGGAUAUCCGAGUACGUCGUCAUCGCCGUGGACGAACGCUUGUACACAGAAGACCCGCACUCCUACAUUCUCAAAACACCAUUCGAAUCCAAAGACUACUUGAACACGUAUCAAGUACAGUCGUUCGAAACGGUUCUACUGUUGGUCCCUCGUCCGCCCCUCAAUGACGACUGGGACCACUUCCUGGAUGACGUGAGACGCCGAAACACAGAGCCGCCAAUCCACGGGUUCGCACAGGUCUACAAAGGAUCCGUGAUCAAGGUUCCAAUAUACGCCGCCUUCCUGUACGACGCCGUGCACAUGUACGCACUAGCCCUGCACGAGACGCUCACAUCCGGGGGCGACAUGCUAAACGGCACGGCGCUCAUAGCUCACAUCCGCAAUACCACAUAUACAAGUAUCCUAGGUUACGACGUCUACAUCGACCGCCAGGGGGAUGCGGAGGGCAACUACACGCUCCUCGCUUUCGACGUUCACCAACCUGACUCUCAGGUAGAGCUACUUCCGGUUGGCAACUUCCGGAUGACCCAAGGAGGCGUUGGCAUACCAGAGUUGAACCUGUUCCGUGAUAUCAAGUGGAGGAACGGCGGCCCGCCUCGAGACGAGCCGAAGUGCGGCUUCCACGGAGAGAAAUGCGAGCACAAGUCACCACUUUGGACGAUUCUGUCCGUUGUCAUAGCAAUUGCGGUCAUUGUCGGGAUAGCAACCGGCUUUGGUGUGAGACACUACAUGUACGAGCAGAAGCUGGCCCGUCUGCUGUGGAAGGUUGACUUCAAGGACAUCGCCCCGCUCGUGCAGUCCGUGGAUGAGAACCUCAUACCACCUAACAUGAAGAAGAGGAAACGGUCCAAGAGCAAUUCGUUCAAGUUCAUAUUUUCCUACGAUAACGAGUCGGAGCGAACCACGCUGCUUGGAGAGGAAGUCAAGCGGGACAGCUCGUUCAGCAGCGCCAGGGCCCAGCGCUGCCUUAUCGGCUGCUACAAAGGCACCAUGGUGUCCAUCAAGCAUAUCUCGAGGCGCCACAUUGAGAUCGACCGAGAUCUCAAGAAGCAGUUGCAGCUUCGCAAGGAGCUCAACCAUGACAACGUGGCUCGCUUCAUCGGCGCAUGCGUGGAGUCCCCGCACGUGUACAUCCUUACCCAGUUCUGUCAGAAGGGCAGCUUACACGACAUUCUGAAUAAUGAAGAUUUCUGUCUGGAUGAUAUGUUCGUAUCCUCUCUGGUGUCCGACCUUAUCAAAGGUAUGACAUUUAUCCACGACAGCGAGAUCCAUUACCAUGGCAACCUGAAGACCAGCAACUGUCUAGUUGACGCACGUUGGGUUCUCAUGGUUACGGACUUCGGACUGCACAGGCUAGGAAACGGACGCGCUAGCAGCUCCCCGGACCCGCAGAACUAUUACGAAAGUAUGUCGUCCUCUCCACAGAACUACUAUGAAACUAUAUUGUGGCGUGCACCGGAAGUACUCAGAAGCACGAGCCGAGAGGCUGUUGGCACACAGAAGGCGGAUGUGUACGCGUUCUCGCUCAUCCUGUACGCACUGAUAAGCCGGAAGGGACCGUGGGGAGACACCGAGUAUUCCAGCAAAGAAAUAAUUGAGCUACUACGGAGCGAGAGUCCCUCGAUCAGACCGGAUAUAGCUCGCCUGGCGUGUGAGCCCUACAUAAGCGACUGUAUCCGUGACUGCUGGGCAGAAGACCCGGAUAUGAGACCAACAUUCAAGGACAUCCGCGUGAAACUGAAACCGAUGUUGCAGGGAAUCAAAUCAAACAUAUUGGACAACAUGCUGUACAUGAUGGAGCGAUACUCAAAUAAUCUGGAGAGUCUGGUCGCUGACCGCACAGAGUUGCUGUUCGAGGAGAAAAAGAUGACGGACAACCUUCUGCUUAGAAUGUUGCCAAGGUUCGUUGCUGAGCGGCUGAAGAAAGGUGAGCCGGUGGUACCGGAAGUGUACGAGAGCGUCUCCAUCUACUUUUCGGACAUCGUGGGCUUCACCGCCCUGUCAGCGGAGAGCACGCCUAUGGAGGUCGUCUGCAUGCUCAACGACCUCUACACGUGCUUCGACGCCAUCGUGGAGAACUUUGACGUCUACAAGAUUGAGACUAUUGGUGAUGCGUAUUUCGUCGUGAGUGGUCUGCCGUUGAGAAACGACGACCUGCACGCGGGCGAGAUAGCGUCUAUGUCACUGCGCAUGCUCCAGGAAAUAAAACGCUUUAAGAUACGUCACAGACCUAACGACACACUCAAGUUGCGGAUCGGUCUGCAUUCGGGUCCUUGUGUGGCCGGAGUGGUGGGUUUGAAGAUGCCGCGCUACACGCUGUUCGGUGACACGGUGAACACAGCGUCCCGCAUGGAGUCCACGGGAGUCCCCUUGAAGAUCCACUGCAGUGAGACUAUCACGGGUCUGCUAAGGAAGCUGGGAGGCUACCAAUUUACUGAGCGAGGCCUCGUCAAUGCCAAGGGUAAAGGCGAAAUGCUGACCUAUUUCCUUGAGGGUGAGGACGAAUCUCAGCGGCAGAGGCGCAUCUCUCACAGCCGCCUGUCCAGUAAAAUCACGCCCAAUGGUGACCUCAAUCCAGCGGGCGAGAUCUUUGGCGCUCCUAUCAUCCAUCCACGUUAUUGGACCAAUGGAUUCACUAACAGCUCAUGUGACCUCUCCCCGGUGUUCCCGAACUACAAUCCCAACAUUCCACUAAAAGAGAACUGUGAUAGCCCCGAUGCCAAUGUGUUUCACAAAGCUUUGAAUGCGCAUGACGCUCGCUGUCAGAAAGGUAUGCAGCGGAGCGGUUCCAUGCAGCAUCCUCAUGCUCUCAACUCAACAUGCAACUCGAAACUUCAGGAUCUGACGACCGGCAACCAGCCGGCUAAACGCCCGACCAGACUUGGGAGACAGAUAUCGGAUUCGGUCGACGGUGGACACACUUCAGAAACCUUGAAUAAAAUAACACUGGGACAGCUGCAUAGAAAUUUAUCAUUCCAAUCUUACAUGAUUGCAGAGGACAGUGUCUGACAGGGAGGCGACCAUCCCGACACAUUGUUUCUUGAACCCCGUCAUACCCGUGACGAUUAUGACACCACGUCACACUACUAAUCGUUGCAAAAGCUCAUUUAACUGUCAGAUGUGUGUCUGUAAUGUAAAUAAUUGCUCUAAAACAUUCACGACUCGGAGCCUACAUCAACCAGUACAGAAGAUCAUCAUUGCAAAUGUAUCAUCACCACUCUUACAUGCGAUAAUUGAUAAAACACUUAUACUUGAUACAUAUUAGCAUCACACUGGGAAAAUCGGGAUUUAAGCAUGAGCAUAUAGUACCGUGUUUAUAGAAUUUUUCAUUUAAAGGAAAUAUAUUUGUAUUAUUAUUUCAAGUUAAGACAGAAACUGUUGUCGCUGAUAAACCUGUGCGGGUCAAACAAUUUCAAUGAAAGUGUAAACCUAUGUCACCAGUUGUCAAUUAAAUUAUUUCAUGUGUUUACUAGUAUGCACAGAAUGUUAAAACAAGUACGCAACUGCAUCAUAUUUUCGCUUCCAGAAAGCAGAAAAAAUUAUGUUGUUGUUUAUUUAUAAGGUUGUUAUAUAAUAAAAAAUACACGCUAAUACACAUACAGUAGUCUAUUUAAAUGUGAAUACUUUUCGUAUAUUUAUUUUGAGUGUUUUGUAUAUACAUAAAUACUGUGAUUUAGAAACGUAGAGUCAGUUGUGUGUGUGUGGAAGUAUGGAACUAUUUUCAGACAAUACUCCUCUCGAUAAUGUUAUACACGAAUUGUGGGAGAGAAAAUGUAACGUAAGGUCUCAAGUCAUAAUUCCAAAGACCGAGAUGCGACAGUGAAACAUAAACUGGGACGUCUCAUUAUAACAAUGUGGCGUCAACUUGCGAUUUGCAAUUCGAUGUUAAACGCAGCUUAAGUAUCUUUGUUAGCACCAUUUGUAUAUUUCUCAGGUAGUUGUUCAUAGAUCUUGUAUUGUGUUUGUUCGAGUAUUUUUUUGUGUUACGUUUAUUUAAGAAUCAUUGAAUAAAUACUAUGGUUACAUAAGAUCUGCGUGUUCGUCAAUUUUUGUUAGAUUUGUUAAUGUCAAUUUUUGUUAGAUUUGUUAAUGUCAACAACAUUCAUUGCAGGCUACAGUUUUUUUUCGCAAUUGGAAAAUCCUUAGGAUAUGUAGGAAGCCGACAUACACAUAUUAGCUCUUCGCUAAUGUCGAGCAAAGUCCUGUCUUGCUCGUUAACUUUCGUUGUGUUUGCCAUAUUUAGAUUUGUGGUGAUAAUAUCACAAUGUGAUUGUCCUUUUGCCAAAAAAGGACGCUUUGACAGGUGAAUAUUGAUUGGCUAAAGGUGCAUUUCGCACUGUUUUAUAUUCCUUUUAUGCGCUACAAUAUUACACUGUUGUAAUAAUGUUUGUACUCGUAAUUAAUAAAACGAAUUGCGCAUGGACAUGA
Messenger RNA from Dreissena polymorpha, 5358 nucleotides. Its product is annotated as guanylate cyclase 32E-like. Bases 160 to 3939 code for a protein of 1259 amino acids. Gene Ontology annotation, molecular function: ATP binding; guanylate cyclase activity; peptide receptor activity. The record is from RefSeq and is a predicted model, not a curated record. NCBI's taxonomy places the organism in Eukaryota, Metazoa, Mollusca, Bivalvia, Myida, Dreissenidae. The transcript has 21 exons. Gene Ontology annotation, biological process: protein phosphorylation; intracellular signal transduction; receptor guanylyl cyclase signaling pathway.